Molecule: messenger RNA, 5243 nt
Organism: Drosophila obscura
Lineage: Eukaryota; Metazoa; Arthropoda; Insecta; Diptera; Drosophilidae
Product: trichohyalin
Exons: 13
Coding region: 7-5058 (1683 amino acids)
Biological process (GO): regulation of transcription by RNA polymerase II
Cellular component (GO): nucleus
Molecular function (GO): transcription cis-regulatory region binding
Source: RefSeq, a predicted model, not a curated record
UCAACGAUGUUUAAUCUGCUGCGACGCUCGCGUCAGAGAAAGAGCAAAAACCACGACACAAGCGACGAAGAGGAUAAAAGUAAUAAAGAGAGCAGCGGCAGCCCUUGUCGAAGCAGCUGCUCGCUGAGGCAACGGCAAAGAGAGAAUGAGCACACCAACGAAGAGCAGCACAAUGGAAGAGCACAACUGCCGGCCCACAGACGGGCGGUGAUCGAGGAGCUGGAGGACUUUGCCGAUGACAGCGACGAAGAGCGCAAAAGACGGUCGCCGCCGCCAUGUGUAAAAUUAGCAAAAACAGCUGCUAAUGGCCGCCACUCCGAAGCAACAGCAGCAGCAGCAGCAGCACUCUCUCCGCUCCGCUCUGACAAACGGUAUAUAAAUAACACAGGGCAGGCGGUAGUGGCAGGGGCUGCCGCUGCUGUUGCUGCUGUGUCGUCUGCCGUUGCUCUUGAUGAUGAUCCAAAUGCUGUGGCCAGUCCAAACGAGACAGCCACUGCGAACGCGAACGCGAAUGCGAAUGUGAAUGCUAACGGUAACGGUAAGGAGAGCGGCAGCCACCAGCACAUUGAAAAGGUGGCCAAUCAGCUAAUUGGCAAUUGCCAUAGCCCCAAUAUUGGGCCACUGAUCGAUGGCCGGCCAAGCGACACAGACACAGUAGUCGCCCGUCGAGAGCGUGCCGCAACGAACGAAGCAACACCAGCGACCAAACGACAAUCAACGUCGCGCCUAUCCCUGAGAAGCUUUGUUGCCCUGCCACUGGCCCUGAGUGGCACCAACAGUAACACAAAUAACGCUACGAUCCAGGACCUUGACUGUGAGACAGCAGCAGCAGCAGCAGCAGCUGCCAGUGUGACAAAGAAACGGAAAACUCUGCAAAAGAGUCGCGAUUUUCUCAGUGAAAUUUUCAUGGCGCGUGGACGUAAUCAUCAGCGCCAGCAGCAGCAACAACAACAGCAGCAGCAGCAGAGAAAAGAAGAGAGCCACAAAAGUAACGAUAACGAUAACAGUAACCACGUAAUCGAUCAGGCAGCACUGGCAGCACGCCGCCUCACACACCUUGAAACGAACUCCGACCCCGCCACUGCCACUGCCGCCGCAGCAUCCACAAAUAGUUAUCAAAUGACUAUGUCUAAUAAUAGACCAGAGAAGCAUGGCCAGAGAGCAUCCGAGGAGCAUCAGCAGCAUCAGCCAGAGAGCGAACUCAAGCGAGAGCGUCGCAGUAAUUCAGCUGGAGCAGCACCGCAUCAUCAGCGCCCAGAGAGGCGAGAGCGCCAUCGGCCAGAGAGUGGAGAGAGUGGUCAUGGCAGACUAUUGGCGCGGUCAUGCAGUGCCGAGCCGCGAGAUGGCAGCCCCAGCAGAGACUUCAUUCAAGCGGCAAACGUCGUCGAGUGGCGGCGAACGGUGGCCCGGCACGCGGAAGCAGCAGAACAACGUCAACAGCAGCAGCCGCAGCAGCCAGGCAAUGCAACAUUGCAACAGCAACAAGGAGAGCAACAACAACAACAACAGCAACAACAACAGCAACAACAACAACAACAAACAAGUGACAUAAUAAUCAUGGGACAAACCAGUGCCAAGCCCAACGAAACAGCAACAGCAUCGGCGCACAGCUCGCGGGCCAGCACGCCGCGUGAGUUCCGUGAGUCGAUCGUGACUGCGCCUCAGGCACCGCCGCGCCAUCACAAGUCACAGGAUGCCACAGUGCCACAAAUAACGGUGGAGGAUUGCACCUUUGAGAGCUACAGCAGCAAUGAAGAGCCGGAGGAGCAGGAGGAGAAUGAGCCACAGGAGUGGCACAAACCGGAACCGGAAGUCUACCAUGAUUUCGAUAGCGGCCUAAACAUCGAAGAACUUAACGAAGCACACAUUGAGACGCUCGAGGAUGAGGUCUUUGCCACGGAUAUACCCUCCACCGUCUAUCAGAACGCCAAUGGCAGGCCCUGGACACGCCUCAGUCACGUCAAGCUGGAGAAUGUCCAGGAGGAGGCAGAAGAAGAGGAGGAGGAGGACGACGAAGAAGAGGAUGAGGAUGAAGUGGAUGAGGCAGUGGAUAUGGAGUAUCAGCACCACAACCAGGCAACCACGCCCAGCGGCAACUCCAGGCAGUCGGCCAGCAGCGAGCGCAGCGCCCUGAAAAGUGACUCCAAUCUGAGCAGCAGCUAUGCGGAUUCCGGCAUUGGGGUGCACGAAGAGGAGCCACAGGAGAAGAUGCAACAGCAGCAGCCGCCGCAACCGCCGCCGCGCAGCUCAUCGGCAACGUCGGCGACCCAUCCGCUGCAGCAGCAGCACCAGCACCGUCGGGACGGUCGCUCGCCCUUCACCCGCGACGGCUACUCCACGGACUGCGAGGAGACGCUGCUGCAGUGCGACGAACUCGAUGACGAGCGCGAUCUCAGCGAGCGGCUGGUAUGCAUCGAGAGCAUUAGCCUGCCGGAUGUGGUGGUGGAGUCAACGACCGCCAGCACCACAACAGCCACAGCCUCGACCACAAAUGGCAGCAGCAGCAACAGAAGUAGCAGUGGCAACCACAGCACAGAGGCACAGAUCAAUAUCAAUAUUGCCAACGGGGCGGGGGGCAAUAGUCUGGGGAACGUGCACUAUAUACCCAUCCACGUUGAAGGACGCAGUCGCAGCAACAGUCCCAAGCAGCGCAGCCGCGACGACAGCUGUCUGGGCGAGAGCCUGGAGAUCACCGAGGAUGGUAGUGUCCUGAACAAGCCGGUACGGCAGGAGCACUCCUAUGAGACACACGAGCUCAGAAAAGAGCUGAAACAGCAGAAGGCACGCUUCAGCAGCCAGCUGGACGAGGCCCACAAAAAUGUCCAUCAACUGGAGGCCAAAGUGGCUGAAAUGCAUCUCAAGAUACAGAAAUUUGAGCAGGAACUCUCCCUCAAGCAAUGGAAUGUGGAAAGACUCCAGGGCGAGCUGAGUGCGGCCCAAACGGAUGAUGAAUAUGUGCGAAAGAAACUGAAAUUUCUGGAGGACGAAAAGGUUCACUUGAGGCACAAAUACAGCGAAGAUCAAGAUGAAUAUCGGCUCAAAUACAACGAACUCGAAGCUCAGUACAACGAUCUAACCGAGAAGUACAAAGAGACGCAGGGUCUGGCCAGCAGCCUGCAAACGCAACUGGCGGGGGCACAGACCGAGGCCGAGGAGUGGCGCAAGCAGGUGGAGCACAUCCGUGAAGAGUUGGAUGAACAGAUACGCAUUCUAAAGAAUGCCCUGGAAAACUCGGAGGCAGAGCGCAAAAUAUGCGAGGACAAGUGGCAAAAGGAAUUCGAGAUGCUCAGGACCCACAAUCGAGAGCGCGAGGAAACCCUGAUGACGGACUGCGAAUGGCAGCUGCGGCAAAUGCAGCGUCAGUGCAAGGAUAAAAUGGACAAAUCCAAUUACGAACGGAAACAGGCCUCUGCCAAGGCCGAGGAACUGGAGCUGGAACUGAAAUCGCGUCACAAAGAGUCCGAAAAUUUGCGCGUGUUCCAGGCGCAGGUGAAUUCGCUGCGUGGCGUUGUCGGCGAACAGGAGCAAACCAUUCAAACGCUCAUGGAUCGCAUCGAAAAUCUGAAGAGCGAUCUGGCCACUGCCAACGAGAGUCUCGAGGCGCAGAUUGAGGCUGUGCACAAGAUCAAAUAUCAGUGUGAUAAUGCCAUCUAUGACAAGGAGCGUCAAAUGAUCUACAAAAUCGAUGAGGUUCGCAAUGAAGCUGCUGCCUUCUGGGAGAACAAACUUUACACAGAGAUGACAAGACUGACAAAUGAAUUGGAGUCCGUUUAUGUGGACGAGCGGCGGGAUGCUUUGGAUAAGCUGCAGAACGAGCAUAUCGAGGAGCUGAGAGCGCUGACCAAUCGAUAUACGGCCAAUGAGGAUGAACUGCGAGCCGAGAUCGAUGAGCUGCAUGAAAAUCUGGAGCUUAAGAAGCAGGAUUUCCUCACACUACGCGAACGUUCCGACAAUGCCCUGCUGCAGACCCGCAUGCAUUUGGAUCGGGCCGAUCGCGAGUACCAGAAUGCCAUGUGUCGGGAGGAGGAUCGUCGCGUCGAGCUGGAGGAGCGGCUCAAGAAGGAGUUCGAGGAGGAGAAAACCGAAAUGGAGGAGAAGUUCCGCGAACGCCUUGGCCAGGUCAAGGAUGAGUUUGCCAAGGAGCUGCAGCUGUCCACCCAGGACAUGGUGGAAUCCCAUCGCAAGGAGUUGGACUCGCAGAAGGCCAAACUCCAGGCGGAACGGGACGAGGCUCUGCAGGAUCUUGUGGACCGACAUCGCGCCAAAAUCGCCGCUGCCGAUGAGCGUUUCAACAUGUUGCAGCAGCCGGGUUUCGAUGAUAUCGGUGGUGCCACAGCGAGACGCACCGCCUUGUGGGUGCUGGCCAAGGGGGCGUGUCCGUAUACGCCCACACUAUAUGUGCUAUAUCUGACCAUGUCGCCACUGAUCGCCCUCGCAUGCUUGGUGUUCAAUAUUCUGGCUGUGCUCUAUAUCAAAUAUCGUCAUCUGCUCAACGAUUUAGAGCUUCGGCACCAGCGCAAUCUGAAGGACCUGAAGGCGGCAUACGAUGCCGAGAAGGCGGCGCUGGAUAAGCGUGACAUCAGCAAUGCCAACGAGAUCGAGCAGCUGCACCGCAAGUGCCGUUGUCUAACCAACCUAUUCGAAGAGAUGCGCAUGCGCUAUGAGCGUCGUGAUCCCCGUGCCGACGACCUGCGCGAAAUUUCCGAGCUGCGCACGCGCUGCGAGAGCCAGGAGCGGGACCUGUACGUCCUCACAGAUCGUUUGCGUGAAAUGCAGAACCAAAUGGCGGAGAUGCAGCAGAAUGGCAAAACCGUCGGCAAGUCGAUCAAGAAGCCCCCGCCCAAGACAUUGCCCACCAGCUGUGACGUCAUUUAUGAGGAGAACGAGGAACGGGAGUCCCCCGAGCAUGAGGCAGGUGAUGACGAAGACGAAGAGGACGAGGAGGAGGAGGAGCCGGAGCAGGAGCCCAGCGACACGGAGUCGAACCACACAAUUGAGGUCAAUGGCAAGGGAACCUGCCUCAAUGAGGACGACGCCCACCUGAUAACGGCUGUCUAAACGAUUUUGAUCGAUCUGUCACUUCCAAACCAAACAUUUUUGGCUGUUUUUGUUUCUCAAAAUAAAUCCCAAGCGGUGGCCCUGAGGGUCAGCGGGGGACCAAAGUCUUGGCACUGAACCGCGCGACAACAAAAGAAAAAAAACCAAACCAAACCAGAACGAAAUAAAUGUAAAUAUUUUUAACA